This is a messenger RNA of Striga hermonthica, 354 nucleotides long. Lineage: Eukaryota; Viridiplantae; Streptophyta; Magnoliopsida; Lamiales; Orobanchaceae. The record is from the annotation of a GenBank genome assembly.
AUGAGUCGCCUUGCUCUCCUCUUCGCGUUUUUCCUCGUUAUUUCAAGGUCAACUGCGUGUAAUUGCGCGGAUUGCAGGGACAUUUUCAUCAAUUUCGGCCAAUGCGCGCCGUUUGUUGAGGGACUUACCGAAAAUCCUUCUCCUUUUUGCUGCCAGAAAGUCGCUAUUCUAAACUCAAUCGCCAAGCAAGAGAAGGGUGGGGCCCAAAGGAUAUGUGAAUGCAUCGAGCAAUUCCGCAAGUUCAAUGGCAACCUUAAGUACGACGAGUCUCACAUUGAACAACUCCCGGUCAAGUGCAGGACGAGCUUGAGUUUCCCCAUCUCGGAAAAUAUGAACUGCUCUAAGAUCAAGUGA